Messenger RNA from Ruditapes philippinarum (Manila clam), 6510 nucleotides. Its product is annotated as titin homolog. The record is from RefSeq and is a predicted model, not a curated record. Gene Ontology annotation, biological process: protein phosphorylation. Lineage: Eukaryota; Metazoa; Mollusca; Bivalvia; Venerida; Veneridae. The transcript is spliced from 28 exons. Gene Ontology annotation, molecular function: protein kinase activity; protein binding; ATP binding. Bases 1 to 4830 code for a protein of 1609 amino acids.
AUGACAACUUUAGAUGAAGAGAGAUAUUGGAGACAUAUACUGCUGCUUGGCGAGGGUACUUCGUUUGUAUUACAGAGCCUUGUAUUGCAAGAAGUAGGCAAAUCUGGAAAAACCUUAGAGAAUCUGCUUCUUAAUAACAAAAAUCAAUUCAAUAGCAUAAUGAAAAAACAACGAGACAUUCUUUACCCAGCACCUUUGACAGCAAAUUCAGAUUUAACUAAAUGGAAUUUGUCGCUCCUUCUGCUUGUCGUGAAGAGAUUAUUCUAUCCAAAACUACCAGAUGAAAUUGUAUCACAUAUUCAGGCAUUAAAGGCCUAUAGAAAUUUUAUCCAAGAACAUCAUCAUAAGAUGUCAAUGGACGACACAGAGUUUUUAACAAGUCAGACACAUUUACAAGAACAUUUGCGAAACAUUGCAGGAUACCUCGACCAAACUGAUCAAAUUGAUGACAUUAUCAGACGAAUUGCAACAGGCAAUAAUGACAUUGAAUCAGUAGUUCGAUAUGUCAAUGAAAUUCACGCAAAACGUAAUUCUGUAGAAAGUGCUUUUAAAACUAUGAAAGAGCUGAUAACAAUUAUACAAGCUGAUUGUGAAAAUGAGGAUCAACACAAGAAAGCAAAUUUACUCUUUCAUUUUGUAAAGAUUAUACAAGAUCAGAACUCAUUUAGCGACGAUGAGAUUAAAACGAUCAUAUCACAAAAGGUUGAAUGGUACGGAGAAAAUACAUAUGAAUUAAUAGAUGACUUGAUUGAAUGGUUCACUGACAUAGAGCCUUCGAAUCGUCAGAGUAUUUUAGCCUCCUAUUGGGACGACAUUGGAACAGAAAGUAGCAAAAAGACGUUGAAGAAUUUAGUGGUACCUCAUGUCACUGAUAAAGAACGGUUGAUAAAUGCUAGGAAAAUGUUCAGGGAACAAGAGAGAAACAGCUACUUGGAAAAUGUAUCUAGGACACUUUCAGCAAUGUUUGAUGAAGACAUUCGUGUUAGGACAUAUUUGGUUAAAGAUCAUAUACUAGAAACUGUACAAGAAACAGGAUUAGUGUCGCAUUCUUCCGGCAAUAUGAACGUACAUACUUUAAAGUCGCUUGACUAUUCUGCUGACGAAGGGAAAUUAGAAGAUAAGCAGUGUACGCACCUGAAACUUCCUCAACUACAUGACGUUAAAGAGGCACCGAAGAUUGAUCUCAUAAGUUUGCCUGCCAAUAAGGAAGUUCAUGUGAUGGUUGGUGAACCACUGAAGCUUGAAAUUGGUAAUUCAGGAUCACCUACACCAAAUGUGACAUGGUUGAAAGAUGGGUACCCUAUUGAAAGAGCGACAGAAUACAAUAAUGAUAAUUUGGCUAAAUUGGAAAUUUCUAAAGCCGAACGUAAUGACACAGGAAAAUACCAAAUUAAAGUGGAAAAUGAGAUUGGUUCGGACACAGCUGUUAUCUCUGUCAUUGUUCUUGAUCCUAAGCAAAUUUGUAAAAAGCGCAACAGAUCCUACGGCCAAAAGGUGGAUACAGAAGUUUGGGCAACAUUAUCCAUUAAUGAUGGUGUGGCCAAAUUGGAAAUUCGAAAAGCAGAACGUAGUGACACAGGAAAAUACCAAAUUAAAGUGGAAAAUGAGAUUGGUUCAGACACAGUUGACAUUUCUAUAACUUGUACUUGGAUCACCUACACCAAUUGUGACCCCUGGUUUUUAAAAAAUGGUAAACGUAUUGAAAGAGCAACACAAUCCAUUAAUGAUGGUGUGGCCAAAUUGGAAAUUCGAAAAGCAGAACGUAGUGACACAGGAAAAUACCAUAUUAAAGUGGAAAAUGAGAUUGGUUCAGACACAGUUGACAUUUCUGUAAUUGUUCUUGAGGCCCCAAAGAUUGAUCAUACAAAUUUGGCUGACAACAAGGAAGUCCGUGUGAUGGUUGGUGAACAAUUGAAACUGGUCAUUUGUAUAUCAGGAUCACCUACACCAACUGUGACAUGGUUGAAAGAUGGUAAACGUAUUGAAAGAGCGCAAGAAUCCAAUGAUGAUGAUGUGGCUAAAUUGGAAAUUCCAAAAACAGAACUAAGUGACACAGGAAAAUACCAAAUUAAAGUGGAAAAUGAGAUUGGAUCAGCCACAGCUGACAUUUCUGUCAUUGUUCUUGAGGCCCCGAAGAUUGAUCAUACAAAUUUGCCUGCCAACAAGGAAGUUCAUGUAAUGGUUGGUAAACCAUUAGAGCUGGUCAUUGGUAUAUCAGGAUCACCUACACCAACUGUGGCAUGGUUGAAAGAUGGUAAACGUAUUGAAAGAGCGAAAAGUUUGAAAAAUGAUGGUGUGGCUAAAUUGGAAAUUCAAAUAGCAGAAUGUAGUGACACAGGAAAAUACCAAAUUAAAGUGGAAAAUGAGUUUGGUUCAGAGACAGUUAACAUUUCUGUCAUUGUUUUUGACAAGCCAGGAGCACCAGGUGUACCUAAAUGUAAGACAACCACAGAGAACAGUAUAACUUUUUCGUGGACACCACCCAAUAGAGACGGAGGUAGCCCUGUCACUAGAUAUGUCCUGGAGUGGAGAGAGAAGGGUGAUGAUAUAUGGGAAACAAGCAGUUGUUCUGUCAACCUACUCAGUGUCAACCAAGUCACUGAGUUCACAGUAAAGGGUUUGCAAGAGGGUAAAGAAUAUGAGUUCCGUGUUGCAGCCUGCAAUAAUGCCGGGACUGGAGAGUUCAGUAACUGUUCUGAACUAAUCAAAGUUCAGUCACCACAAGAUGCAAAAAGGAACAUGCAGGAUUCCUGUUUAUUUGAUGGUCGAUUGAUACUUAUCGAUAGCAACCAGAUAAAAAUGUUGGAGGAAUCAUUAGAUAAAGAGGCCAUAGGAAAAGGUCGAAUUGGUACAGUUUACCGUUGCAACAAUCAGGACAUAUUUGGUAUUACUGUUGCUGUGAAGAAGAUAAAAACUGAGGAACACGCAAACCAAAUCAGAAGGGAGAAGAUUGUGUCCAGACUCAUGAACCCAUUUUUACUUCCGCUGUUAGCUGUUAUUGAAAAGUCUGAUGAAGAAUGUUGGUUUAUAUCUCCUUAUUGCGAAAACGGUGACCUCUAUGAGGCUAUAAAAAAGGGUAAAAAGGAGAAAGAUGAAAAGAACAAGACAGACAAGAUCAACAUAAACAAUCAGGCUACAAGAGUGAAGAUUUUACUGCAAAUUGCACUAGCGAUAGAGAAUAUUCACACUGAAGUCCCAAACGUCAGAGGUCCGAUUCUUCAUAAAGACAUUGCGUCUAAAAAUGUUGUGCUCGAUAAAUAUCUAAAUGCACGCCUUACUGACUUCGGAUUGGCCAGAGAAAAGGAUGACGAUAUGUCGACCUUGGGAGGAAGAAAACAUUAUGAUCAUCCUAAAGUAGGGACUGGAUGUGAUGAAGACUAUUUUGAUUUUUAUAGCUUUGGAGUCAUUAUUCGAGAAAUGUUGACUAGCCUGGGACCGGAAGGUGAAAAAAAUCAUUUCUUAAAGAAAAUGAACAGCAAUCAGAUUGCGGAAAGACUGGAUAAAAAUGUUUGGAAAUGUAAGGAAACAUCAGACAAGUUAAAAGAAUUGUCACAGAAGUGCUUGAAGGAUGAUGCUGCAUGGACUAUCAAAGAUUUUAAAUCCAAUGUGGUUGAUAAAUUACGGGAUAUAUUUUUGGAAUUCCGUGAUGAAAUAUUUGAAAAUGGAGGGGAAAGUACGUGUCAUCAAUGCAUAAUCAAUCCAAUCGUUUCAGCUGAUAAAUCCUCCUUGAUAAAUGAUUAUGCCAACUGCCGUCAAAAGAUACAAGUGUGCAUGGCUUGCGAGAAAAAUAGUUUCCUCAAUCCAAUAACCUGCUAUUGUGGUGCCAAAUUGAAAAGUGCAAUAGGCAGUAAUUGGGGAGCAUUACUUGUCGCUGGUGAUGAUGAUAAUCCAGCUAAAGCUGCAGUCAUGAAGAAAGAAAUACUAGAGUUGGAGAGAUUAGUUACGUCACAGGCACCACGCAUUAUUGGAAUAAGGCAGCAUAAUGUGAAGACGGUUGUACCCAGUGAAAACGAUAUAGAGAAACUGUCAGCAUGGACACAAAUUAAAAAGCAUAUUAAAGCAUUCAGUGAAGAUAAAGAGAUCGAUACAUUAUUGAUAUACUUCUCAUGUCAUGGGGAAAGCUCUGUCGAAGGGAAUAUGUUUCAUCUUGGGAAGAAGGAGUAUAUAUCAUCAGAUGACUUUCAAAAGGAGUUAGACAAAUUGAAUAAAAUUGAUGAAUUGAUUAUUUUCCUCGACCGCUGUUUUCCUCCAAUGGUGAAAUUUACAGAUAGAAAGUUUAUUCAGAUAAAUGCAUGCAGUGAUAAAGAUGCGGCUGUUCUAAAAGAAGAAGGCAGCUUGUUUACCAAGUAUGUUAUUCAAGGACUGAAAGCUAGAUCAGAAGAAAGAGAAUGUUCCAAGGACUGUCAGCAUUGUGUCGACUAUUGGAAGCCGAAAACAGAAUACAUCUCAGUCUUUGCUUUGUUUGAUUAUGUUAACAACCACUUAGAACGAAAAGCCAAUAAACCACAUUGGCAAGGCAAAGGUGUUGGGAAAAAUAUAGCUUUCUUCACGGGGGAAAAAGUAGAAAUAAAAUUUACCUCAAAAGAUGAAAAAAGUGAGAAAAGACAUGCCCCUCUGCCACUCAGCUAUCUUAAACACUUUGAUGAAUUAAGAGAACGACUUUUUAAGGCUUUCGAAGUUGAUCAGAGAACGCACGUAGUCAAAAUACAAAAAGAAACAUUCAGACAGGAUCAACCAUACGACGAAUGUGACACGUUAAAAAAGGUGAUGCAGGCCUGGCUUCAAAGGCUUCCACUCGUGGUUACUUUCACCGCUAAAGGCAUUAAUUAAAAACAAUGAAGAUUUGUUGAAAUAAGACGUGCUUUAGAGACGUCUUCACACAGAGCUUUUGAGCAGAGACAAGAACAUGUUUUAUACCUUAUAACAUUUGUACUAUACUUUUUGGUUGUUUAUUUGUUUUGUUUUUGUUGUUUUAUUUUCAGAGAUUGAAGCAGUUUUUUUUAUUUCUGGCUGUUAUUUUAAUCAGAACUCGGCUUUAUAGAAGAGCCACAGCUAAGCGGGGCAACGUUUAAUUUAUUUUACUUUCUUUAAAACACUUGUUGUUUGUUCAAAGUCAUAGUCAUGUCAAUAAUAUUGGAUGAUCAAUUUUACACCUGAAUCUGUGUACAUUGUCUUAAUUUCAUAGUUUUACAUCAACGGACAAGAAAGUAUGUCACUUCUUCAAACUAUCUCGAUCAGAUGAUACAAAGUUCAAUUCUACGUCUUAAACAGAGAUAAUGGUCCGAAUUUCAUAGCUAUACAUCAGGUGAUAAGAAUGUAGUUCACUUAGUAAAAAUCAAGGUCAGCUGAUGUCUAAAACUAAUUUUACAUCUGGAAUUGGGCAUUUACAUCAAAGGCCAAGAAAGGUUACUUCGUCAAACAAUCUAGGUCAGCUGAUAUCAAAGGUCAGUUCUUGGACAUGAUCUUAAUUUCAUAGCUGUGCAUGAAAGUGCAAGAAAGUAGGUCAUUUCGUCAAUUAUCUAGGUCCGCCGAUAUCAAAGUUCCAUUUUUUUCAUCUUAAAACAGCGCACAUAGUCCGCAUGUCAUUGCUAUAGGGAAAAGGAGAAUUUCAUUAAUUCGACCUUGACGGUAAGGUCACUUAAAGGAAAGAUCACAUCAACCUUACAUUUUCAAUGUUUGUUUAAUCGGAAGUCUUGUUUGGCCCAAUUAUAAAUCAAGUCCGUACAUAUAUAACAAAAUUAUUGCAAUUUAAGGGAUACUCAGGCAAAUUAAUGAGAAAAAUAUCAAAAUGAUCUAAAAUACUCAAAUCACCCUAAAUUGGCAUUUUUUUAAAAAGUCUCAACAUGAAUUUUUGAAUAAGUUCUAAAAGUUUUGGUUAGAAGCGUAAAUAUAUUUAUAUAUCUUAAAAGAAAUUAAGUCAUGUGACUUGAACAAACCCUGGAAGUAACCGUUACAGAUAUUGUGGAUAUUUAUCUUAUUAAAACAAGUAUAAGUCAUUCAGUUGACAUGAUUUUUAACGUUGCCAGAGUUCACUGUGACAACUAUUUUGAAAUCGUAAUGCUCUAUCCUGACCCACGUGGGUCAAGUUAGGAUACCACCGUUUUAUUCUUCAUAAGGAAAAAAGUUUUGUUCAUGUGACUGCCAAGUGUAUUCAUUUAUAGGACACUUGCAGAAUAAUGAAUGAAAAAAUCAAAACAAAGAAAUGAAACAUCCUUCUGUGUUUCCCUUUAACCAAAAUUCAAUAAUUUGACUUUGACUGUCAGUGUAAAGUAAAGCACUAGGCCAUCGUCAUUUUAGCAUUAAAAGACUUUGUCCAAAUGUUGCUUUGUCCAAGAAUGUAGAUAAUCCAUUUAUUAAUGACAAAAAAAUUAGCAUUUUAAACCAAAAAUCAGUGAAAACUCAUAAUUUAAUCUUUAAGGUAAAGUUAUAAAAAAGCCAAAUUAAAAUGUGUGAUUUAAAUAUUUCCUUUUCAAAUGUGUUAAACUGAUGGCAUCCUUUCAUAUCACAAAA